Messenger RNA from Pectinophora gossypiella (pink bollworm), 4398 nucleotides. It is a transcript of the gene su(sable), whose product is annotated as protein suppressor of sable. Gene Ontology annotation, cellular component: nucleus. The record is from RefSeq and is a predicted model, not a curated record. Lineage: Eukaryota; Metazoa; Arthropoda; Insecta; Lepidoptera; Gelechiidae. Bases 250 to 3756 code for a protein of 1168 amino acids. Gene Ontology annotation, molecular function: RNA binding; metal ion binding. Gene Ontology annotation, biological process: negative regulation of DNA-templated transcription. The transcript is spliced from 2 exons.
CGAACUGAGGAAGGACACACAAAGACAUUUUGCCGUUCUAGAAGGCUGACGUCAUCAGAACGUAGCGAGAGUGCAGCGUACAGCAAGACAUUGUGAAAUGUGAACGGCCACCCACUGCCUGCUUUCCGAGCUCCUACUAAUUUACUUGAAAGUGGUGGCUACAAACAGUUACUGCACUGAUUUCUGUCAUACAUGUUGAAUUGCUAACUGCGCAGAAUUUUCUUUGUGAAUUUUGGAGAUAUAUUCCCAAUGCUUAUUGUUUCGACGAACAUUAGUGAAACCUUCACAAUGGCAGAGUCUGCAACGAACAUAGAUGAUUUGGAAGACGGAGAGAUUGAAAGCGACGGGGAAGAUGCAGUUGAAGCACAGAAUGAAAACAAAAAAGAAGAUAUCACUGUUCCAGAAGAAAAACCACAAGAACAGCAACAAGACCACUAUUAUUCAAAGUCAGGUAAGAAAAAGAAGUCUAAAUCAAAAGGUGAACAAAAGUUUAAAGAUAAAAAUAAGAAGAAUCGAAAAUAUUCUAAUCUUCAUGAAGACGAUUUCGCCGGAAACAUAGAAAAAGCGAUAAGAAAGGCUAUGAACAAAUCUGAUGAAGGAGAUGUUCACCAUGACGAUGGCUUUGAUGACCGAAGAAAACACAAGAAAAGAAAGAAAUAUGACGGCAAAGACGGUCCAGGUAAAAAACGUAAGAAGCAAGAGUAUUCAGAAGAAAUGGAUGAAAGUGAAAUGAUGUGUAUAAGGGGAGCAUCUCCUGUUCAACGACAUUCUCCUUCAGAGAUGUAUCCGGAAGAUGAAAAAGACUCGUACGCCUCUGAUAGUAGUGCUGAUUCUCGUAAUCGUGAACAACAUCAUCGUCCUCAGAGGCACAGGCCACAACAGCGUGAUCGAAACAAGAACAAUAAAAAUGAGUGGAGAAGAGGAGGAGGGUCACAUCCUAUGCAAGAUCCUGAUGGCGUAUGUUUGUACUACAUGCAAGGAAAGUGCCAUAAAGGUGAUGAUUGCAUUUAUUCUCAUGAUGCACAGCCUCCUCGUAAAAUGGAGCUGUGUAAAUUUUAUUUAAUGGACUGUUGCGCAAAAAGAGAUAAGUGUCUGUAUAUGCAUGCAGAUUUUCCAUGUAAAUAUUAUCAUACUGGUCUUCCUUGCAUAUACAAAGAUGACUGUAAGUUUGCGCACGGUAAACCAUUGACUGAAAAUUUAAAGAACAUUCUUUUAAAACAUAUAGAAUCUGCCCCUAAAGAAAUUUUAGGAGAUUUUCCCAGGUUGAAUAGAGAGGGCGCUCUUAAAAUGAUACAGACUACUCAGGCAAAAUUGGUGCAACAAUAUUCUGAAAAUUCAGAUAUCCAAGGUAUUCCAUCUCUCUUUGAACUAAAUAUACCUAAUCCACAAAAUGAAAAUUCUUUGGUUAAUCAGUUUGGCAACGAUAGACAACCUAAGGUAUCACCAAAAGUGAGGCAUUCACGAUGGCAAAAUGAUAAUUCUAAUCAAAAUUUUAAUGCUAAUUUAUCAUCAGGUGGCAACGCGAUCUCCACAAACGUCUUAUGUAUCAAGAAUCUAACAGGAGUUUUGACACCUCGACAAAUUUCGGAUCUAACUAAAAUGGGAAUCGAAACAUUAGAUCAGUUAGGCCAGUUAACUGUAUUACAAUUAAAUAGUAUUGGAAUAUCUUUGAAGCAGAUAACUGAAAUACAAAUGAAUACGAUGAGCAUACAAAAAUUAGGUCUCAUUAACGCUAACAAUGAACAACAGCCACUUAUAAGUACUCCUACAGGAAGUAAAGAUUUAGAUUUAAGAGUGCCGCCGCCUGCCGUAACCAUGUCCAGUAAUGCAGCAUUAUCGUCCGAACUGCCUGGUCAGGACAUAGACAUGCGCUUUCAACCGUCGGUGACACUUCCAAUCAGUGAAGAAUCUUCCUCAAAUAAAGUUAUUAAACAUGAUUCGCAUCCUAACAGGGAUAUGAUAGAUAUAGAUCAGUACACAAAAGAUGCGCUAAAGUUUGCAAUCAAAGAUAAGGAAAAUAUUGACAUUUCUAAUGAGACUUUUGAUAACGAUACGAAGUCUCUUAUUUCAAAUGAAACGAAAGAUGUUGACCACAGAGUUCUUCCGUUUUCCGAUGAACCGAAAACAGCAGUGCCCAUUAAUGAUAAUAAUUCCGUGAAAAAGGAAUGUGAUACGGAUAUCAGAUUUCUUCAACCUGAACCAAUAUUCAAAAGUCCCGACAAAAGACACCGUCGCUCAACUACAGAUGAUGACGAAGAAAGCAAUUUGUUGAUUGAUGAAAAAUGGUAUUCUAGCGACGAAGAGAAAGGAAGUAAAAGGAAGUCGCCAGUUUCUUCCCCGCGACCAGCAUCUAUGUCACCGCAGCAACCUGUGCCUCCUAUCAUAGAACCAUCUUCCGUCUUAAGUAAGCUUGGUGAUCUGUCUAAAAUAGACAUUAGCGAAGAAGUUACAAAACUAUUAAAUACAAUGAAAAACAAUUUGCAUGAAAAUAAGUCUGAAACUAUAUCUGAACCGACUGACCCUCGUAAAUCAAGGGAUCCUCGAUCCAAAAGGUCUCCAGACAAAGUUAGCGACAGUACUAAGGUAAUCAAUAAAAAACCUCGAGUUUCAAUUUAUGAAUGUAUCGAAGGAGAACCCACAGACGGGCGUCGGCGAACUGAUGUGGAUUUACGGAAACCUGAAUUUCCUGCUUUUGGAGAUACAGACUUACGGCAAAGUACAAGUGGUGAUAUUGAUUUUCGUUUAGGUUUGCCUUUCAAAGCUAUACCUAAUUAUACUCCAGCUUCAGAAAUAAAUGGGUCUAUAAAUAGCCACCCCCCAAUUCCGUAUAAAUUAUUCCCGAUAGAAAUACCACGGCCGGACUACACAGAUAUCAGAAAUAGUACAGCCAAAUCACAAGCUCUCCUAGAUCCAAGAUUAAGGAAAGUAUUUAGGCUUUCUGUGGAUGAAUCCAACAGUGACAGUGAAAAACCAUCAAAACCCGUGUCUACAGGACCACGAGUGGAUCCCCGAAGGAAACAAACAGAAAAUGAUAGCCUAGAUCAGAAAUCCCCCCCAUUAGAUAUACAAACUAUUUUACAAAAUUCGAACUGGUUUAAAGAGUUAAGUUCCACUCAAAAGAUUAGUGUAAAUCAACAUUUGAUGCCUGUAAUGCAGAUGAUCAAACAACAUCUACAGGAAAAAUCUUCUGGUAAAAAAUUUGACUUGACGGCUAUACAAUCUAACACCGUAUUAUGUAGUAUUUUUACUAAUUUAGGCGUUUCACUGGGCGACAAUGGCGAGUUUUCGUAUUUGCCCAAACCUAAAGAAGCUUUGUUAAAAACUCCAAUUAGUUAUAGUCAGUCUCCUUUUGGUAUGGAUGCGAAUAAUAUGAAUAUGAUGAACAUGCCUUCAAUGGGAGUACCAAGUGUUGGGGGCAUGAAUAAUAUGAAUGUAGGCAAUAUGCACGGUUAUAACCAAUCUAUGCCGGAUCCUAGAGGUGGACCUACCCCGGGUUUGUUGGGUAUAGCACCCAAUAUUCCACACAAUUUUAACAAUUUUGGCCCUAAUAAUUUUGGAAAUAUGGGUUUUAAUGGUCCUAAUCCAGGCAAUAACUUUAACUAUAUGGACGGGGAGCAAAACAUGCAGAGGUUCCCGAAUCGCGGAGGACACCGCGGCCGAGGAAACGACCGGUGGAAUAGAGGAGGUUCCGGGAGAGGGCAUAGAGACAGAAAAAAUUUCAACGAUAGAGGCAAUUGGAAAAAUGAAAGGCAUUAAUUUUGUGUAGGUGCAGUUUAGUAAUAUAGUUGUUCAAUAAUUAUUUUUAACGUAACAAUAAUCCUUCCACAUGAUACAUUAUGUGAUUAAGGUGAUAUAUUAAUGACAACCUUGAGUAGGAACAGCUCCUUUAAACAUAUAUAAAGUAGGUAAAGAUAUAAGAUUUUUUUCUGUACAAAAGCGUAGUGUAAAUAUAAGAUUUUUACAUAUAAUAGAAUUUAUCAUGUAAGUCGAAUGUCAGUAAAAUUGUAAAUUAUUGAAAUAUGAGGUACUCAUAAGAGCCAAAUAUUUUGAGACUGAGUGAAUGUAUGUCAUUGAGAUUGUUGUGCGAUUUACAAAACUGAUUACCUAUGAUGCGAUUGUGUUAUUGAUUUGGUUGAAAUGGUUUUAUUUUUGAUAUCGUUCUGUUAGUUUCAGCUGUCAUCGAUGUUAUUGUUAUAAUUAAGAAUAAACAUAUUUGGUGAAAGUGUAUCACGAAUACUCAGUAGUACGAAUGAAAGCAAUAAUAGAUAUGUAUAUAAGUCAUCUUCCUGCAACUCGUUGUAUUUUAACACUUAGUAUAUAUUUGGCUAAUUUGUAAUAAGUAGUAACUAUGAAAGAGCCUAUUCAACUUUAAAAUAAAUCUAUGUUUAUAUUACAAUA